Molecule: messenger RNA, 1128 nt
Organism: Aspergillus mulundensis
Lineage: Eukaryota; Fungi; Ascomycota; Eurotiomycetes; Eurotiales; Aspergillaceae
Product: F-box domain protein
Exons: 1
Coding region: 1-1128 (375 amino acids)
Source: RefSeq, a predicted model, not a curated record
AUGGCCUCAGCCGCUCCUAUCGAAUUACUACCGAACGAGCUGCUUGAUGAAAUCAUCUACCUCCUCGCCUCGCCUCCCGCCUCAACAAACAGCUUGCAUCUACCCCCAAAUACUCAAAUUGCGAGGUCAUGGAGGCGCGAUCUGAAGAGCCUCUCCCUUACUUGCUCUCGCUUCUCUGCUCUUGUCCGACCUCUACUCUUCGCCCACGGCUGCUUCAACCUGAAAGAUACAGAUGAAUACCUCGCGUUCCUGUCCAAGUGGGAUUUAACCCGCUAUGUCACGUCGCUGGUGGUAGCAGAAAGUGGUGGCUACUAUAAACUCGGUUAUUCCGGGUGGUGGCGAACCCUGCUUUCUUCCCUCGUGCCGCGACGUCUAACGGUUGUUGCGUCGCCCUUGGCUAUUGGCAACUUGUUCGGGAUGAUACCACCGCAGGAGCAUAGCUGGGCGUUCCAAAUACCUCAUCAGGUCGUUCAACUAGAGCUCGAUGAGAACUAUCAAGCUCCCGUCUUAACAGAUAAGCACGCCAGUAUCUUAGAACAUAUACCUUGGACGUCCAUGGUCUUCAACGAGGCAUCCUCGCUGAAGGCAUACAACCACUACGAAUACUUCCUCUACCAAGUCCCUUCUAUCUUCCACCGCUGGAACGCCUGGGCCCUGAAACAUACCUUAUCCGGAGGACGCCAAAAUCAUUCGUCCUCCCCGCUCCAAAACCUAACAUCAUUCACUUAUAUCGCUGUCUUCCCCUUCUACAACCAUGUCCAGCGGGUCCUGGAUGCUGUGGUAAGCAUGAAGAAUCUUCAGACGCUGAAAAUCCAGUUGGGUCCUUGUCGGCUCGACCGGGCAACUGAGGUUGAGCAGCGAGGCUCCCUGGACCCGGGUGAUCCUUGGAUGGAACUUGCUACGGGGUACUCGCUCAUUGCGCAUGCUGUCCAGAACAUGGGGAGGAAGGGCCGUCUCGAGAAAUUCAUAGCGUGCGAUUAUCAGAUGAAGCCGGUGAGGGCUGAGAUCGAAGUUAUUCUUGGAGAAAUUCUACGUGAUGGGCCAUGGAUGCAUGACGGCCGUGGAACUUGGACGAAGAAGGCGGUUGAUGAAAAUGGCGAGUGUACAACGGUCGUCGAUGGCGUAUAG